UGUAAAACAAAACUUUUGCGCCUCAUCUGACGUCGAUUCGCAAGAGCAGAACCCGCGGUGUUUGCCAAGGGCGCUGAUGACAGCUGACAAAGGCCGAACCCACGGCAAUCUGUGCCUGUGAUUGGUUGCAUCGUCGGAUGCUUGUGUCUUCUUCCAGCAUGACUGACAUGUUCAAAACUGUUGUCAUACCAUGGCGAUAGCUCCAUUACUUUAUGCAUCAUCACUUGGAAAGAUCGCAUUGCUUGAAUCAUGGCCAGCCAGGACGAAGCCAGACCGCCGUUCCCGCCCUUCACCGAGGAAACCGCGAGGAUCAAGGUGAAGGCAGCCCAGGAUGGAUGGAACUCCAAAAACCCCGCAAAAGUGAAGAUGGCUUACACGCCUGAUUCCGUCUGGCGCAACAGAGACACUUUUCUCCAGGGUCGAGAUGAGAUUGAGCAAUGGCUCACCAAGAAGUGGGAGAAGGAGAAUGGAUACCGGUUGCGCAAGGAGCUGUUCGCCUUCACUGAUAACAAGAUUGCCGUUCAAUUCUGGUACGAGUGGCAUGAUGAGUCGGGACAGUGGUGGCGGACGUAUGGUCUCGAGGAUUGGACCUUUGCCGAGAGCGGGCUUAUGCGCAAGAGACAGAUGAGCGGGAACGAUGUCAAAAUUGAAGACGCAGAGAGGUGGUUCCGGGAUGGCGUUGAUGUGAAUACCGUUGAUAUCUCUGAGAGGCACUGGUAAAAUCUGUCCCCUGUGCCAAGACAUUGUCUGAACUGCAAAGAUCCGAAUCCUUCCCGUAGACUAGUACCGGUAGGGCACGACUUCCAAUGAUUCGUGGUAUGGCUCGUAUUCCUGGCGGCAGGGCUUUUGUCUCGAAGUAGUAAGUCUAGAAUCCUCUCGGCUGACACCUGUGCAUCUGUUGGAUAAAUCUAUCUAGUGUAAAAUCACUGUCGAAAAUGCGCCAUCGUGUCUCGAGGUUUGGGGAAAUGUUAUCAAUCAGAUGGGGAGUGAGACAGGCACAUAUCUUGUCAAGAUAUUCCACAGGAGGCCAAUGUUCUAAAUACCAAAAACAGGCGUAAACAUGACUAGCAAGCCGCCCACGAGGAAUUCGCGAGUUCUCCACGAGGGGGGAAGUGUGUGCGACUGCCCUCU
This is a messenger RNA of Colletotrichum scovillei, 1131 nucleotides long. RefSeq lists its product as uncharacterized. Lineage: Eukaryota; Fungi; Ascomycota; Sordariomycetes; Glomerellales; Glomerellaceae. The transcript has 3 exons. Bases 250 to 720 code for a protein of 156 amino acids. The record is from RefSeq and is a predicted model, not a curated record.